Puntigrus tetrazona (Sumatra barb) is the source of this 1424-nucleotide messenger RNA. RefSeq names its product nuclear factor of kappa light polypeptide gene enhancer in B-cells inhibitor, epsilon (gene nfkbie). The transcript is spliced from 6 exons. Gene Ontology annotation, cellular component: cytosol. Bases 374 to 1396 code for a protein of 340 amino acids. The record is from RefSeq and is a predicted model, not a curated record. NCBI's taxonomy places the organism in Eukaryota, Metazoa, Chordata, Actinopteri, Cypriniformes, Cyprinidae. Gene Ontology annotation, biological process: signal transduction; cellular response to lipopolysaccharide. Gene Ontology annotation, molecular function: protein binding.
AUGAGGAACAGGGCCGCGGUCGAGGUGUUUGAGGAGAUUCCGCGGGGCUGCGUUCGGGUGGGAUCGGUAACGGCACGGGUUUGCCACUCCCUGCGGGGAAUUCCCACUUCAGCCGAAUCGAAACGCCCCGCCUCCUCCCACGGCGCGCAUUACCGCCAGCGCGCUCCGCGGCGCUUCCACUAACUUUAACCAGCUCGGCUCGCGCGCUUCGCUUUAACCCGGCGUUUGUUAAACUAGCAGCCGUCGUGGAGUACCCGAGGCGGGCGGCGGAGUCACCGGUGGUGGGAUGAGAAACAAAAGCGGAUGUCUCUGGUGUCAUAAUGUCACGGUGAUUUCGCGCUCGUACCCCUCCACGUUCACGCACUGACUCGGGAUGGCGCGAAGCGGCGGCGAGAAACAAGGCAAGCUCGAUUUCGACGAGAGCCGGGUCGACUCCGGAAUCGACUCGUACAAGUCCGUGUCCAGGGAAGCGGACGGCGGCUCGGACGGCGCCGAGGAGAAGAGCUGCGACGCGGGCGAGAGGCUGGACUCCGCGUACGUCUCGUCCUCGCUGACCGUGGACAGCUUGGGGGAUUUUAUCGAGAAAUGCAGCGUUUCUGAAUGUGAACGCGCGGCGGACUGUGCGUACACCGAAGAGGAAGUCGGUUUCCUAACCACCGUUACAGAAGAUGGAGACACGAUUCUCCACUUGGCCAUAAUCCACGAAGAGGAAUAUUUUGCACGCCAAUUGAUAGACCUGUUUCCUCCAGAUCUGAUGGAUAUUCAGAACAACCUGUAUCAGACGCCGUUGCAUCUGGCCACGUACUUGAACCAGCCCGGCAUAGUGAAGGGCCUUGUAGAGAAGAGGGUCUCGCUGGAGCUCCAGGACCAGGAGGGAAACACCCCUCUCCAUGUGGCGAGCGAGCACGGGUUCUGGGACUGUGCCAAUGAGAUGAUCCACAGCGCCUCGCCCAGCAAACUCUCCAACGUGCUGGAAGCCCAGAACUGGAGAGGUCUGACUUGCCUCCACGUGGCUGCGCUGCACAAACAUCACCGUCUCCUCCGGCUGCUGAUGAAGAGCGGCGUGGAUCUGAACGUCCAGGAGGGGACGAGCGGGAAGACGGCGCUGCACGUGGCCGUGGAGCUGCACGACGCGCCGGCGGUGAACCUGCUGCUCAACAAAGGGGCUAACGUCGACGCGGUGAUGUUCAACGGCUGCACCGCGCUGCAUCUGGCCGUGGGCCGCCAGGACGCCGCCAUCGCCAACCUCCUGUGCCAGGCUGGGGCCGACAAGAUGAUCCGAAACAUGGAGGACGAGACGGCCCUGGAUCUAGCCGACGGCAACGAUGACAUUUUGGCUCUGUUCCCCUUCGACGACAUUCAGAUCAUGGGCAGGACCGUCACGAACUUCUCCUGAGCCCGGCGGCGGCGCGUCCUCCGCUUUC